Molecule: messenger RNA, 1311 nt
Organism: Bathycoccus prasinos
Lineage: Eukaryota; Viridiplantae; Chlorophyta; Mamiellophyceae; Mamiellales; Bathycoccaceae
Product: glutamate 5-kinase
Exons: 1
Coding region: 1-1311 (436 amino acids)
Cellular component (GO): cytosol; cytoplasm
Molecular function (GO): ATP binding; RNA binding; glutamate 5-kinase activity
Source: RefSeq, a predicted model, not a curated record
AUGAAGAACGGCACCAUCACGGCGGAUGAAAUUCUGGAGCAAAAACCGAAGCGUUUGUCUCACGACGACGAAACGAAGUUUUUGCACUCUAUGCGCCCAAACUCGCCUCAAGUUGGCGAUCAACCGACGGUUGUCUUGAAAGUCGGGACGUCCUCUUUGCUUCGCGGUGAUUGCUUGCAUUUAUCCAUGCUCGGAUUUCUCGCGGAAACGUGCGCGGAUCUCAGUAAACGCGGGAUGAGAGUCGUGGUCGUGACAUCAGGAUCUGUCGGUGUCGGCUGCAAGAUUCUAAAUUCGCCGAAACCGAAAGAUUUGGCUGGAAAGCAAGCGUUCGCUGCGGUUGGACAAGUGCAUCUCAUGCGCAUGUAUGAAGACUUCUUUACGACGUUGGACUUGAAGAUUGCGCAAGUGUUGGUAAGUUUAGACAACAUGCUCGAUCGAAAGCAAUACGAGAACGCCAAGAGCACGUUCGGCGCUCUUUUAGAGAGACACAUAAUCCCAAUUGUGAACGAAAACGAUACCGUAGCCGUUCAAGACGUCAAAUUUGGAGACAAUGAUACGUUGAGCGCGCACGUCGCGGCUUUAGUCAACGCUGACUACCUUUUUCUACUCACGGACGUGGACGGCUUAUACACCGCCAAUCCGUACAAAAAUCCGGACGCGAAAUUAAUCAGCGUGGUAGAAAACGUUGAAGACCUCGAGGUGACCACGGAUGGUGCUGGUUCGGCUCUGGGAACCGGUGGAAUGGCUACCAAGCUUCUCGCGGCUAGAUACGCAACCUCUGCUGGCGUGAACACCGUCAUCAUGAACUCGAACAACAUGAAUAAAGUUCAAUCGGUUGUCCAAGGCGCAAGUAUCGGGACGCUCUUUUUGGCGAUGCCGAAACCGUUGAAAGGCCGGAAGCGUUGGAUUCUGUUGCAACCGGUGAUGGGCCACGUGUUUGUGACGAAAAUUGCCAUGCAAGCGAUUGAAAAAGAUAGCUCGUUGUUCGCUGCCGGUAUCAUAUCUUGCGGAGGCGACUUUGACGUCGACGAUUGCGUCACGAUUAACUACAGAGAUAAAGAAACAGGUGAAGAGAAAGAAGUUGGUAAAGCCAUUGUGAAUUACUCGUGCGCGGAUAUGGAUUUAUAUAAAGGAAAACAAACGGAAGAGUUCUUUGAAUUGGUUGGGUAUUCAGGAGCGGAAGCUAUUUGCCACAAAAAUAACAUCUGUUGUUGGAUCCCGGGUGGAGAAGAACCGUCCUCGACGUCGUAUUUGAAUCUCUCCGGGCUCUGCGUAACCGAAGAAGGCAUAGAAGAAGAAGAAGAAAAAUAA